Messenger RNA from Rhagoletis pomonella (apple maggot), 844 nucleotides. RefSeq names its product chromatin modification-related protein MEAF6 (gene Eaf6). Gene Ontology annotation, cellular component: NuA4 histone acetyltransferase complex. Lineage: Eukaryota; Metazoa; Arthropoda; Insecta; Diptera; Tephritidae. The transcript is spliced from 4 exons. The record is from RefSeq and is a predicted model, not a curated record. The coding region runs from base 136 to 783 and encodes 215 amino acids.
UUCGAUGCGUCGAAUUGGAAACAUCGACGUCUCCGAUGCAUCGGUUAACAUCGCGAUCCCUAAUUCAUUUUGACAAUUUAUGAAUUUUGUCGAGAAAAAGGAAAAUAUUAACUUUUAAGGGAAUAUAUCAUAAAAAUGAGCUCCCCGACUGUCAAAAAUAAUAACGAUGUAAGCGUUGCAAAGCAACGGAAGUCUUCCAAAACAAAUUCAACGACGAAAUCUACUAACUUAGAUACCCGUGCAGAAUUGGCGGACCUUAUCAAGAAAAAGGCGGAGACAUCUGAGCAACUGGCUAAUCUAGAAAGACAAAUUUAUGCUUUUGAGGGAUCAUACCUUGAAGAUACGCAACUAUGCGGCAAUAUUAUACGUGGUUGGGAGCGAUACCUAACUUCCAAUAAAGCCACAAAUUCCAAAGCAGAUAAAAGGAAUCGUAAAUUCAAAGAAGCUGAAAGGCUUUUCUCAAAAUCAAGCAUUACAUCCAUGGCUAUAUGCAACCCUGAACGUGCCAGCGAAUCAGAUUCUAUAACGAAUGAGGAUUCGAGUGACAAUCAAAUAGCUAUGAACCAAAACACAACAACAGCACACGAUGGAACUGCAUCGAUAAAAAGUACCGGUAAAGAAGAAAAAAACCGGGCAGUGACACCUACUCCCCAGCGGGAUGUUUUAAAGGAUCCCAACACUCCGAGCGGAAACACAAAUUCAAAGAAUAAGCUCUCUGGUAAUUCAAGUACUAUAUCAGCUAAAAAAAGCGGACAUAUUAACAAAAAAAUUAAACACCGAUGAUUAAGAGGAAAUCCGGGUUACUUCCGCAACACAUAGCACAACUUCUUGAUGUCAACAUUUU